GAGAUUUAAAUGUAAUUUAUUAUUCGGCCAAACAAUAGAUUCUUGAUUAAUAGGUACCACAACCGGAAUAAAACGUAAAUUAAAUGUCUGGAAAGAAUAUGAAAGUGUUUGACCAAUGAAAACAAUCGGAAGGAGUCAUUGACAACUCUCUUGACAACCACGCGUAAAGCGCGAGAUUUUUGGUAGAAAUGGCGACAAAAAGUGCAACCAGUGAUGGCCGGUUAGGUCUCCUCGCCAACCCGAAAAGUGUUCCAAGAACAUUUCAGGAGGACAGGCGGUCAGUGUACUGGGUUGAUAGACUACCCCCCACCGCCGGUCCGCACGGAACCACUGAAAUAAGAUAUGUACGACGUACUACCAGCGACACAGAAGCGAUCGCCAGUGCUAGGGUACAGGAAUUGUCCAAGCACCGUACACCAAAUCAACAUGGUUGGCGAGGGGACAGGCCAACUCCUAUCUGGGGGGUCAGUGAGGGGGCGCAGAAAGUGGAGGCGGGCCCCCGCUUGGUGUCCCUCAGCCAACACAAAGAACCCCACCCUCAGUAUCUGUUUGAUAGGACUGCCUAUAUGACAAUGCCACUCAUUCAAGUGAACGAAGGAGCAAAGAAAGCUAACCCCUCAGAAAGGUUAGAUGUUUUGUCCAAGCCAAGGGAUAGGAGAGAUCGCGAUAAAUUUGGGUUCAUCACCUUGGAAACCUCCUGGGGCCAGUACAACCCAGUUCCCCCAGCUGCCAAAUCUGCGCAGUGCACACCCCAUGUAGAAGCAUUGGCUGAGCCCAAGAAAUAUCAUCCCCGAUUUGCAGGAGAAAAACCCGUUCAGUGGGAUGUGAACGAGAGUGCACUCAAGGCCAUAGCCAACCUGAGGCUACAACAGUUGUCCAGACCCCGAAGUCGCACCAUGAUUAAGGAUGAUUACGACCCGUACAGAGUGACACUGGCCGCCAGACGAGCUCACGCCACCCCCAGGAUAGACGAACUUUGUGUACCCAUCCCAAGAAAAGUUCGGCCUAAGAAAGUUGCGUAGACGGGACAGCUAAAUGUUUUAGUUAAAUCAGACUCAGUUUUUUCAUCAUUGUUUACCAUAAUUAAUUCUGCUGACUGGUUUUUGUUUUUGUUUUUGUUUUUAUAAAUUGGUUAUAUACCCGAAGUUAUUGAAAGAUGUAAAGCAUUUAGUAUUACGGUAAAUGCUCAAGAUUUAAUUAAGGAACAGUUAUGUCUUAAGUUUUUUGUUAUUACGUGUCGUUUCUGUGACUCUUGUGUCAUCUAUAUGUUUACCUGCCGACAUGUCAAUUUCACAGUAUUGUUGAUUGAUGCUGAUUCAGCAUUUUGAUACCAUAUUUGAAAUGGUCUGUGAUAUUUAUUGUGAGUAUUUUAGUCCCUUGAAGAAUAUUAUCUUCAUUUUUUUGUUUGAAAGCAAAACAUCAGUAUUACAUGUAUGUUUGUGAUUGCAUAUUAUAUUUUUUUUUUGUUUUGACUUUUAAAAGAAUUAUUUAUAUAAAGCUUACCACUCCUCCCCUUCUUGCCGUAUAUUUUUUCUUAGCUGCAAAAGUCUAUCAGUUGCUGAUAAUUUUACUAUUUAAUCUAGUUGUAGAAAUACAACUGUGGAUUAAUCACAAGUAGCUUAAGGUUACCUUUUUAUCUUAUAUAAUUGGGAUCACCACUUUUAGUUCCCAUGUAAUCCUAUAAAUUUCAGCCGGUUUCUGUUCAGAUUGCUUUUUACAUAUUUAGAGGUGAUGUGUCAAACUUUUUUUGUCCACUUUCAAGAACAAGUAUUUAAAAGGUGCAAUUUUUAAAAAUGUAAUAUGCACCUAUGUAUGCCAAUAUCAAUUUUGAUUGGAUUCUGGAGUUGGGCAUUGUAUCAGUAUUAUUAUUAUUAUUCUAGACUUUAUUUUAAUACAGUAGGGGUUUAUUAUAGUAUUUAAUAGGUGGGCUAUAGAGAUACAUUAGCAUGAGUAUUUAUAAUUGUCUUGGAACAAAUAAAUUAGAAAUUAGGGACUGCCUUAAAAAGGUUAUUGCUGGUAUUUUGCAUAAUCUUAAACAGUAUUGAUAAAAUUUGUAUUAUUGUGUAGUGGUUUCAGAUCAGUAUUAAAGUAUGUAGGCAUUG
Magallana angulata is the source of this 2102-nucleotide messenger RNA. RefSeq names its product testicular haploid expressed gene protein-like. Lineage: Eukaryota; Metazoa; Mollusca; Bivalvia; Ostreida; Ostreidae. The record is from RefSeq and is a predicted model, not a curated record. The coding region runs from base 189 to 1022 and encodes 277 amino acids. The transcript is spliced from 8 exons. Gene Ontology annotation, biological process: spermatogenesis.